AUGGAAAAUGCUCCGGAAAUUCAAGAAGAACAAGAAGAAGCUCAAGUUUUGAGGUGAUUUUUGCAAUGCUCUUAAUUUUUUUCUGAAAAUAUUUAUAGAUAUAUUUUCAGAGCUUAUGUUUGUGGGUGCGGAAAAUGCACAAUUGAAUUAAAUUGGGGGAAAGAAAGAGUUCAAACAUCUUCUCCACAAAUUGCGGCGGCGUAUUAUCGAGCAAUGCGCAAAAAUUUACGAUUUUCGAAGAUGGAGUUAUGUUUGUGGGGGAACAACUCGUCGACCAGAACGCAAGACAAAAUGAAUGCCAUUAAGGCCUUCCACAAAUGUCCGGUUAUUCUCCAAUUUUUGGAUCAAUAUGAUGAUUGGAAGAAAGCGGUCGAGGAAAUUCGCGAAGAAGUCAAAGCUGCCGCGGAACCCGAAACGGUAACUUUUUAGAAAAAUUUGGAGAUUUUUUGAAUUUUCUCAUUUUCCAGAUUCUAAUUUUGGUUAGAAAUUGGAACGGGGAGAAGAAAAGUUUUGAAUUAUUCAAUAAUGCUUUGAUUGGAACUUUGCGAUCGAAAAUGAGAGAAGUUUUUGGAUCGGCUUACAAUGCCAAUAAACAAAUCUACUUUGGAGCAAAUAAAUUGGAAUAUUUGAAAAGUUUGGAUCAUUAUAAUGUGAGUACUUUUAAGAAAAAUUAAGUAUUUCAAGAAACAAUUUAUAUUUUCAGAUUGGACACGGAUCAAUCUUGAAGGUUGAAUAA
This is a messenger RNA of Caenorhabditis angaria, 736 nucleotides long. NCBI's taxonomy places the organism in Eukaryota, Metazoa, Nematoda, Chromadorea, Rhabditida, Rhabditidae. The record is from the annotation of a GenBank genome assembly.